AGGACCUGGCCAGAUGGGUGUGUUCCGGCAUCGCCAGGCAGAGGGGCAGGGGUUGCCGCCUCGAGCACAGGCCAAGUUUCAGAGCACUAGUGUGUAUCAGUUCUCCGGGAUUACAACGGAAUACCUUUGAGGGACACUGGGGACCGAAAGGCGACCUCGGAGAAUGUGGCCUCCAGGGGGAGCCCAGUUCCGUUGUGCACUUAGAGGCCGAGAGGAUGGCUCUGGCCUUCCGGGUGGAGGUGAAAUAUACAUGUAUAAUUUGGCAUGACUAUUGCGUCAUCGUGGAAGUCGUCGUGGUUCCCCGAGAGGCCUCCACGUCUUCUCCCAGCAUCGGGGCCUUUGGACGCUUCCGGGCGCUGCGGGCACUUGCGCGAGGAGCCCUCGGCUCCCCAGGCGGCUCCCCUCCUCCCCUCCUCCCCUCCGCGGUCCUCGGCUCCUCCUCCUCCUGCGCGCCCCUCCGCGCGGCCCUCGCAGGGAGUGGGGCUCGGGUGCGCCGGCAGGGCCCCGCGGCGGCAGCGGGCGGAGGCGCGUGGCGCGUGGCGCGGGCCGCGCUCGGGGAGGCGCCUGGGCCCGCCCUCCUCCGGGGCGCCGCGGGAGGGGCCCGGGCUGGCGCGGGGCGGGGAGAGCCGCCUGGCCCCUCCCCUCCGCCGCCCUCCCCAAAGUUGCCGUCUCCCCCGGGGCCGGCCGGUCUUAUGAUCCGGCGGAUCCUCCUGGGGAGGCCGGGCCGGGGAGAGGGCGCGGGCGCCGAGUGGCGGGGGCAGCGGGCGGGCGCGGCGACCGGGGCCGGGGCGGGGAUCCGGGCGGCGACCGCGGCGGCGGCAGCGCCCCGGGCCCGCCGCCCCCUCCCCUCCUGCGAGGGGAGCCGCUGCAUGGGGCCGGGGGGGCGGCCCUGCGGCGCGGAGCGGCGGCGACGGCGGCGGACCCCCCAGGCGGGCUGGGGCUGA
Gorilla gorilla gorilla (western lowland gorilla) is the source of this 944-nucleotide messenger RNA. Its product is annotated as collagen alpha-1(III) chain-like. The record is from RefSeq and is a predicted model, not a curated record. Lineage: Eukaryota; Metazoa; Chordata; Mammalia; Primates; Hominidae. Bases 216 to 944 code for a protein of 242 amino acids. The transcript is spliced from 2 exons.